Leptopilina heterotoma is the source of this 2721-nucleotide messenger RNA. RefSeq names its product pre-rRNA 2'-O-ribose RNA methyltransferase FTSJ3. Gene Ontology annotation, molecular function: rRNA (guanine) methyltransferase activity; rRNA (uridine-2'-O-ribose)-methyltransferase activity. Gene Ontology annotation, biological process: maturation of 5.8S rRNA from tricistronic rRNA transcript (SSU-rRNA, 5.8S rRNA, LSU-rRNA); rRNA methylation; maturation of LSU-rRNA from tricistronic rRNA transcript (SSU-rRNA, 5.8S rRNA, LSU-rRNA). The record is from RefSeq and is a predicted model, not a curated record. Gene Ontology annotation, cellular component: nucleolus; nucleus; preribosome, large subunit precursor. The transcript has 4 exons. The coding region runs from base 111 to 2606 and encodes 831 amino acids. NCBI's taxonomy places the organism in Eukaryota, Metazoa, Arthropoda, Insecta, Hymenoptera, Figitidae.
UUAACAUAACCUAGAAAGUGCACGUGUUUACAGUUGUUGACGUGCUAUGUCUUUCUCUUAAUUCUUUAUUAUUACUUUCCUUCUUAUAAAAUACACAAUUAAUUACAAAAAUGGGCAAAAAGUCAAAAAUUGGAAAGCAGCGAAGGGAUAAGUAUUAUCAGUUAGCCAAAGAAACUGGUUACAGAUCUCGAGCUGCCUUCAAAUUAAUACAAUUAAAUCGUCGAUUUGAAUUUCUACAAAAAUCGAGAGUAUGCAUCGAUUUGUGUGCCGCACCAGGAGGAUGGAUGCAGGUGGCACAGCAAAAUAUGCCAGUGUCGUCAAUUGUAAUUGGUGUCGAUUUAUUUCCAAUAAAACCAGUUCCCGGUUGUAUCAGUGUCAAGGAGGACAUCACUUCGGAAAAAUGUCGAGUUGCACUGACACGGGAAUUAAAAACAUGGAAAGCAGAUGUAGUUUUAAAUGACGGUGCACCAAAUGUUGGAAAAAAUUGGCUUCACGAUGCAUAUCAACAAUCAGUCCUGACAUUGGCGGCUUUAAAACUUGCCUCACAAUUUUUACGACCCGGAGGUUGGUUUGUCACAAAAAUCUUUCGAUCCAAAGAUUAUCAUCCACUUAUGUUUGUACUCAAAGAAUUGUUCAAAAAGGUUCACGCUACAAAACCCCAAGCAUCACGUAAUGAAUCCGCUGAGAUUUUCGUUGUCUGUCAACAUUUCAUUGCACCCGACAAACUUGAUCCGAAAUUCUUCGAUCCAAAACACGUUUUCUCUGAACUCGAGAUUGAUUCAGCGAAUAAAUUGAAUUUCUUUCAUCCUGAGAAGCAAAAGCGACCGAAAGCCGAGGGUUAUCCAGAGAAUGAUUACACAUUAUAUCACAAAUUGUCCGUCAAAGACUUUGUCACUAGUGAAAGUGGCGUCGAAGCUUUACAAAAUGCGUCAGAAAUUGUUCUUGACGAUGAGAGGAUAGCGAAACACGAGAGAACGACAGCCGAAAUCAGAGAAUGUUGCAAAGACAUUAAAGUUUUGGGAAGAAAGGAAUUGCGUCUAUUGCUCUCGUGGUGGAAACACAUGAAGGAAUUGAACAAAGAAAAUGCUGACGGCGAUAAAGACAAGGAAGAAACUGUAAUAGCACCAAUAACACAGGAAGAAGAGGAGGAUUUGGAAGAUGAAAAAAUUCGUGAGGAAAUUGAUAAAAUAAAAGAAGACGAACUUCGUGAAUUAAAGCGAAAGAAGAAAAAGGCGAGUAAAGAGAGACAGAAAUUAAAUGAAAAACUCAAUUUAAAAAUGGUUUUGAAAGGUGACGAGGGACCAGUUUUAGAAGGUGAUGAUAUGUUCACCUUAAAGGAAAUAAAAACAAUGGAUCAUUUAAAAACCAUAAGCGAUCAAACGCCAGAUGUUGUCGCCGAAAGUGACGACGAUGAAGAGCAAGCGAUAAUGCCGAAAAAAAUGAAAUAUGACAAAGAAGAUGGUCACUUGGACAGUUCCGGUCUUUAUUAUAAAGACGAAAGUAGUGAUCUCGAUUCUUCCGAAGCCGAAGAAUCCGAUAGCGAUAAAUCCGGAUUAGGACUCAGUGACUCAGAAGAAGAAACAAAGACAAGAAAAAAUCUUAAAAAGAAGAAGGAGAAACCGAUAAUCGACUCAGAAAACAAUCCCCUGAUUACCGACUUAGAUCAUCGGGAUAAAAAAUCAAAACGUAAUCAAAAAGCCCAAUUAUGGUUUGAAAAGGACAUUUUCAAGAAUUUAGAAGACGAAAAGGACGAGGAUUACGAGUUGGACAAAAUGGUUGAAGCUUUAGAGGAAAAGGGUGGAGCUAUUAUAAAAAAGGAGAAUACUAAGAAAAAUUUGAAGAGUACAAAAAGAAAGGAAAGUGAGGAUGAAAAUUCCGAUUACGAUAUGGAGGAAAUGAUGUCACCAACGAAGAAAGUGAAAAAAGUUGGUGGAAAAGAUGGUUAUGAGGUUGUUGCUAAAGAAAGUAAGGAGAAAAUAAAAAAACGAAAAUUGACUGAAGAGGAUUUGGCGCUUGGUUCCUUGAUGAUUGGUAGCAAAAAAUCGCGACGUGAUUUAAUUGAUGGUGCAUGGAAUCGAUAUAUGUUCAAUGAUGACAAUUUGCCAGAUUGGUUCCGAGAAGACGAGGAAAAACACAUGAAGAAGGAAGCACCCGUUCCAAAGGAGCUUGCCGACGAAUAUAAAAAGAGAGUUGAGGAGCUCAAUGUUCGACCCAUCAAAAAAGUUCUCGAAGCCAAAGCAAGAAAGAAGAAGCGAGCAGUUCGAAAAUUAGAAAAGGCGAAGAAAAAGGUCGAGGCCAUUAUGGAUAAUGUGGACAUCAGCGAUCGGGAAAAGGCUAAACAAGUCACAGCACUUUACAAGAAAGCCCAAAAGGAGCCGAAAAAGGAAGUGACAUACGUCGUUGCCAAGAAAUACAUGGCCCAGAAACGAGCUAUUAGACCAUCUGGAGUGAAAGGUCGUUACAAGGUUGUAGAUCCCAGAAUGAAAAAGGAUUUACGAGCAGCAAAGGCAAAGGAAAAGACGAAAGGUCGUGGAAAGAAAAGUCGUGGUGGCAAACCACUCAGGACAAACGCCAAAGCUCCAAAAGGCAAAAGAACUAAAAACUAAAUUUUUCACACAUUUCUUUCGAUUUUUUUCAUUUCAACGAAAAAAAAAAAUUUGAAAACGAAUUUUAAUUUUAUAAUUAAAACUAAAAUAUUUAGAAUUUCAUUAAAUUCUAAUU